Molecule: messenger RNA, 1554 nt
Organism: Dendrobium catenatum
Lineage: Eukaryota; Viridiplantae; Streptophyta; Magnoliopsida; Asparagales; Orchidaceae
Product: adenylyl-sulfate kinase 3
Exons: 7
Coding region: 351-1208 (285 amino acids)
Biological process (GO): sulfate assimilation
Molecular function (GO): ATP binding; adenylylsulfate kinase activity
Source: RefSeq, a predicted model, not a curated record
AUUUUUUAUUGUCUUCUUAUAAAUUUUAGAUCCCGCUGUACCUGCGGAGUCUCAGUUCUUGGAUUCUUGAGAUCAUCGAAACCAGCCUUGUCCAUGCAAAUUCGAAGAAUCCGUCGUCCUCUUCCCGCUUCUUCUCUUUCUCCUCCGAAAACUCCAUGCGAGAAACAUUCAAAUGGAUGCAAAGAUCCUGUACCUGCAAAUCUAUGCGACCCGGUUGCGGUUUCUUCGUACUCAACCGCCAUGUCUUCCUUCUAUAAAUAGCAAUCUUUCGAUCGUAUCGCUCUCCGUUGCAUUGCAUCCUCUUCUUUGUUCCUGCUUUUCUGUUAUCGAGUUCCGAGGUUGUUGAGGCGAUGUCUUCCGUGUUCUUUUGUCCAUCAACUGUGUGGCCUGCUGGGGAGAAGAUAGGAUUUGGGUAUUCUUCAGUACGGGGGUGGCGGAGUACCGGCGUUGGAGGGGUGGCCUCGGUUUAUUUGCGCCCGAUCCGGGCUAAGAUGGCAGCUGAUAGGUUUCGCGGACGGAGUGGGGAGUUUAUUGAGGAGAAUGGCAAGUGCGACUGUUCCGUUACGGAAAGAAAUACUUUGGUGCUUUCAAAUGUUGGAAAUUCAACAAACAUUGCAUGGCAUGAAUGCCCUGUUGGAAAACAUGAGCGACAAAAGUUAUUGAAGCAAAAAGGUUGUGUCAUUUGGAUCACGGGUCUAAGUGGAUCAGGCAAAAGCACUUUGGCGUGUGCCCUUAGUCGAGAAUUACAUAUGCUCGGAUAUCUUUCGUAUGUGCUUGAUGGGGACAACGUUAGGCAUGGUCUAAACAAAGAUCUUGGUUUCAAAGCAGAGGAUCGUUCUGAAAACAUUCGUAGAAUUGGCGAGGUAGCAAAACUUUUUGCUGAUGCUGGUAUAAUAUGCAUUGCUAGUUUGAUAUCACCAUACCGGGUAGACCGCGACGCCUGUAGGGCUAUGAUGCCUUACUCAACUUUCAUUGAAGUUUUCAUGGAUAUACCUUUGGAAAUUUGUGAAUCAAGAGAUGCAAAGGGCCUAUACAAGUUGGCACGUUCUGGAAAGAUAAAAGGAUUUACAGGGAUUGAUGAUCCUUAUGAGCCACCUUUGGAGUCUGAGAUAUUGCUAGCACCAAUUGAUGGAGUGUGCCCUUCGCCUGUAUCAAUGGCUAAGCAAGUGAUAUCAUACCUCGAUGAUAAAGGAUUUUUAGAGGCUUAACGAUGGGAGUAUUGCCCCCUAAACCCUAAAGCUUUCACAGGAGAAAACCAUCACAUAUAUAACCUAUAUAACCAGUAAUAGAGGAAGAAGUGCAGAAGCUCAUAACUCUCUCGCUCUUCUUUGAAGUGUAAAUACAGAAGAGAUAGUAAAGAAGUUGCUCGCUACUUCCACUGUAAGCAACUUCAUUUGAAAGCAUUAUAGAUUAAAGCUAAAGAGCUGAUAAAAAGUUCUCAGGAAGACUAUCAGAAACAAGUUAUGAUUUUUUUUACGCGCCAUUUGUUUUAUGUGAUUUUGUACAGGACUAGCUUCAGUGUUUUUCUAUUUGAGCCUCUGAACAUUCUCCUCA